This is a messenger RNA of Jaculus jaculus (lesser Egyptian jerboa), 2686 nucleotides long. RefSeq names its product tumor protein p53 inducible protein 11 (gene Tp53i11). The transcript has 8 exons. The coding region runs from base 185 to 754 and encodes 189 amino acids. The record is from RefSeq and is a predicted model, not a curated record. Lineage: Eukaryota; Metazoa; Chordata; Mammalia; Rodentia; Dipodidae.
GGCGGCGGCGGCUGCGGAGCGAUGUGAGGCGCCGCGGGCCGGAGCGUCCUCCGGACACGCCUGCUCCGCGAGCGCGGCGUCCCGCGCGCCAGGAACACUGUGACGGCUGAAGACAGGACAGGUACACAGCUCAUCUUGGCCUCCAGCACAGUGCCAGGCCCACAAGCCUGUCCUGCAGGACACCAUGGCGGCCAAGCAGCCCCCACCGCUCAUGAAGAAGCACAGCCAGACAGACCUUGUGAGCCGCCUGAAGACCCGGAAGAUCCUGGGCGUGGGUGGGGAGGAUGACGACGGGGAGGUGCACCGCUCCAAGAUCAGCCAGGUCUUGGGCAAUGAGAUCAAGUUCACUGUGCGGGAGCCUUUGGGACUCAGGCUCUGGCAGUUUCUUUCUGCUGUGCUUUUCACUGGCAUGGCCAUCAUGGCGCUCGCUCUUCCCGACCAGCUGUUCGAUGUGGUAUUUGAUGGGGUGGAGGUCACCAGCAAGACGCCCAUCCGCCUUUAUGGUGGCGCCCUCCUCAGCAUCUCCCUCAUCAUGUGGAAUGCACUCUACACGGCCGAGAAGGUCAUCAUCCGCUGGACUCUCCUCACAGAAGCCUGCUACUUUGGGGUGCAGUUCUUGGUGGUCACUGCCACAGUAGCUGAGAUGGGCCUCACGUCCCUGGGAACCCUGCUGCUCCUGGCCACGCGCCUGCUCUUCGUUGCUGUCUGCAUCUACUACUAUUACCAAGUCGGCCGGAAACCCAAGAAAGUGUAGCGGGCUGGGACCUGCCUGCCUGCCUGGCUUGGGGUGGCUGAGGGCCCUCACUCCCCUUGGGCCCCAGGCAGGCAGGGUGCAGGCACCUUCCUUCCAGUCCUCCGGGAGACUUCCUGGAGGGAGAUGGAGGCUUCUUGGGCUUCUAGGGACGAAAUGGCAGAUUGGGGCGAAGCAGGGGCCUCGGGACCCCAUGCCUCACCCCACACAGGGAAGUCUCCUUGUCUGGGCUCUCAUGGCCUCCAGACUGAAAGAGUCUUGGUGGAGCGCCAGGGUGUGGGCCGAGCAGGUCAGUCACCUCUGCCAAGACCAGGAAGCCCUUGUCUCUCUGAGGCGCCACGUCCCCCCACCCCCUUCAGCCCAGCCCCAGCAAUGGGUCUUGCUUCUCUCCAUCUAGAAAUGGGAGAACUUGACCUUGUGUCCCUCCCCAGUCUGGGCCUCCCAUAUGUGAGGCCUUCACCCCUGAACACGCACCUGCAUGCGCACGCGCACACCUAACCAAGGCCAGCAGGUGGAGGUGCUGCCCUCACGGGGGUACCUCCUUUGGGCCGUUCCAUGAGGAGUCGCUACUGGACAGAAGCCCCAUUCCCACCCCUGAUUUGCUCACUGGACCCUCUCUCAGGCUCCUGGGCACUCUGGUCCUCGGGUUGCCUGCACCACAGGCUUGGGUGAGACACUGUGCCUCCAUCCCUGACAGGUGAGCACCAAGCAGGUGGGGGAUCCUUGGAGGAUCCUUGGAGGUGAGGGGUUUGUAGUCAAAGCAAAGCCAGGCAGUGGCAUCUCCUUCACGCAUCCUCCAAGACCAGUGUUCCUUUGGUUCAGUCCGUCACCAAGCCACUGUUCUUAGGGGUGGUGUGUGGGUCCACUGAUGACCCUGAAGGUCUCUUGGGUAGAGCCUAGCACCCUCAGAUUCUGCACACAGAAAGCAAACAGAAGUGGUUUAGUCAGUGUCCACUUGUGUCUCUUCCCUCCACAUCCUUCAGAAGGUGACAGUGGCUGAAAAUCCCUGGUAUCUAUGUGGCACCACCGCUUCUUCCUGGAUCCCCACACUGUCCUCCCCAAGCAGCAAGGCAUCUGAGCAGUGGCCACUCUGCAGACAUGCAGAGAGAAGGGGCCUUCCAGAAUGGGGCAGUCUUCCCCUGUCCACACAGGGCCUUGCAGCUGGCCCUCCAGACAUGUCCCAAUGACAGUGGCCUGUGUCUGGCAGAUGGGGCGCCAUGGUGGUCACACAGUAGAGGACAGGCUUGGUGUGGCCCAAGCUGCUGCUAUAGCCAUGCUCUAGCCCAGCAACACGCUGACCAGUGCCCUGAAGGGAGGCCCUUCCUGCUUUCCUGGCACCCACAGCUGCAGAGACCUGAGCAGGCCAAGGCUCUUCCACCUCCCGGCACUCCUUCAGCCACAUGUUUGCCAGGCAUGAAGAUCUGGGGGCUCCAUCCGUAGCAGUGAUGUUCUUUUCCUCUUGGAUCAUCGGGGCACGUGGGUAGAGUCCCCAGUGAGGUGGGUGGGGAAGCAGAAGACAGGAGAUGUGCUUGACUCUAGCCUUCCACAGUGCCCCUUGGAGUGGUGGCCAGGUCACGCUGGGCCAUGGCUGACCAGCUGGAGCUUCCUAGUUACGUGGUAGAGACUUGGGGCCCCAGGGCCGAGGUCAUACAGGGAUCGGCCGGCAGGCAUGUGGCCUGGGAGGAUAGCACCCUAAGGCAGGGAGGACUCGCACUUGGGAAGGGGGCAGUGGCAGAGAGGAAGGCUGGGUGCGUCCACCCUGCAUCGGAGCGCUGGGUGCCCCAGUCACCCCUCCUGCUUCCUCUCGCCAAGCUUCUGCCUCAGCCGCCUCUCCCAACCCUAGCCAAGACCACUUCUACUAUGGUCACUAUUUAUUCUUUGUUCCUUUUUCUUUUUGUAAGAAAGCCACAAAAGAAAAACCCAGUUGUGAAACCA